UCUGAGUUCUCCAUCCACCCAUAACCCAGCGCAGGCGCACAGCAAUCCCUUACACAGCCUCCCCCACUCCACAAUGGGUGCCCUGCGCCGUGGCAACGGACUGUAAGGUCCCUAUGUCCCGUUGGGAGAGACAGUGACGUAGAGAAGAUGAUUUUAACGGAAGAGAAUCCAAAACCAGUAGGCUACGUAUAGAUGACUAUUUCGCAGGAUGGUGCACACGAUGUUUUUCCGCGUCGUUCUGUGUCGUUGCCGGUUUUAACGGAAAAAGAGAAACCUCGUGUGUCGUAAGAGCGAUUUGUUUAUUUGUGUGAACUAUUUGUACUGAGGUGUGGGAGUUGGAUCUUAGGAUUAUAUAACGGAAUGUCUCGUCGUAAGCAGGCUAAACCGCGAUCACUUAAAAGGGAUAAUUUACAUUCCCUUGUUUUUGACGAUGAUAGCAGUCAGGAUACUUUAUCACUGACAGACACAAAACCUAACUCCCCAUCCACUCCAACAGAGCAAUAUGAAAUAUCUAGUAAUGUGUCAGAUGAUCAUCAUUCUUUAGAAGAUGGAGAUAAUACUGAAGAAUCUCACAUCUGUGAUACAUGUAAGCUUCAGUUCGAAAGUAUAUCGGAAUUGCUGGAACAUAUGGAUCAAGACUGUGCAACAGGGGGCUCAAAUUGUGGCAGAGGAAGCAGCUCUCUCCGAUCAUCGGACACUCCAGACGACUUGUCACUUUCUCCUGGAGACUGUCCGACCCCCACGUCCGGAGAUCCAGACACAGAAUUGUCGUAUACGGUCGGAGUGACCGAGAACACGCCGUAUGGAUGUCAGUUCUGCGACAAGGCCUUUCCUAGGCUUAGUUAUCUCAAGAGACACGAACAGAUUCAUAGCGACCAAAUGCCGUUCCGUUGUGAUUAUUGCCAGAGACUGUUCAAGCACAAGCGCAGCAGAGAUCGGCACGUUAAACUGCAUACAGGCGAUAGAAAAUAUCGCUGCACACAAUGUGAAUCGGCCUUCUCUCGCAGCGACCACCUCAAGAUUCACAUGAAAACCCAUGACAAUGGAAAACCCUAUCAGUGCACAGUUUGCAAUAGAGGAUACAAUACGGCUGCUGCUCUCUCAUCGCACAUGCAAAAUCACAAGAAGACGGAAACUAUUUUGGAUGUUAAUUCUUACACUAGAGGUGGUAAUGGCACACCUACAAGCAUCGCAAAUGAAACUGUGAUUGAUAAAGAUGGACAAGGAAACGAGUCUCCAGACCCUCCUAAGCCUAUUAUCUGUAGCUUCUGUCCCCAAAUUUGCUCCUCUCCUGCAACUCUGGGUGACCAUAUGCUACAAAGCCAUCGGACAUUUUCGACCUCCUCCCCUUUGUCAGAUUCACCACGUCCACCAUCUUCCAGAUCCUGUUUCAAAUGCUUAGAUGAACUUUCGUCGCCAAAUGCUGCUUGUACUCACAAAAAGAACACAUCUGAUACCGAUACUGAUCGAAGUAGCAAUCCAGAAGCAAAUAGCGCAAAACCCCAUGAAAGAGCAUCACCAAGUAUGAAACUGACGUGCGGAUUUUGUUCCAAGUCUGACUUUCCGACUUUUGAAUCAUUACAACUGCAUGUUCAAGUUCUGCACAUUCCAACUGGUGCUGGUGGGGAAUGUGGAAAUAAUUUUGCAGCUUCACUUCGAUCUUUGCAAUCUUUGAUGCAUAAAAGAAGCCAAUAUCCGCCAAAUGCAUCAGAACCUUUCGGGUAUCAAAUGAUGGACUGUGAUAAUAGUUAUUCGGCCCUACACAUGCUUCAGAAGUAUCCGUCUCUUAGUGAUGGCUUCAUGAUGAAAAGGCCCAAUGACAUCUAUUGUUCUCAGUGUAACAUAAGUUUUGCAUCAUCGGCAGCUCUCUUAGAUCACGUGCAACUAGUCCAUGAAGCACCAAGUGGAAAUGUACCCCGGUCCCCAUCAUCCCCUGUCAGCAAUCAAUCAAGCAAAAGGUUGUUGGCGAGUUCUAGGCUUAGGCCGAAUGGCGCCAAGCAUUCAAAAUCUUCCAACUUGUCUGGUAUUCAUCCAACAAUGUUUAAUGGAAGUACAAGCUGUCAUUACAGGAGGCAAGAUCCAGGCGGAGGCCAUUCUCUAACCUCAGGCCAAACAACUGAAAAUGGACCAAAUACUCUUCUCUGCAGUCAGUGUAACGCCGGAUUCUCAGAUUUCGAAUCCUUCCGGACGCACUUGAAAAGUCACCUGGAUGCUGCAGCAGCCGCAUCAACAUCUGGUCCAGUUUCUUCGGCAGCAGUAAUGCAACAGCAUUCCUGCCCAGAAUGCAAUGCUGAAUUUGCUAACGAAACUUUGUUGGACAGUCAUGUGAUUGGACAUUUUUUGUCAGCCACUACGGAGUAUGGCUGCCAGUCUUGCAUGAAGCUGUUUCAGAAACCAGAUGAGCUGCAAAAGCAUUUAAUGGAUAUGCACGCAUAUCAUUUGUAUAGAUGCGCCCUCUGUAAGCAGAUCUUUGAUUCAAAGGUGAGCAUUCAAGUUCAUUUUGCAGUAAAACACAGCAACGAAUGCCGAUCUUUGAAGUGUACGUCCUGCAGCUCCUAUUUCCGAACGGAAAUGGAGUUUCAAGUCCACGUCAAACUCACACAUCUCUCUAAAAAUUUUCACGUCAACAGCAACAGCACAAACUACCGCUGUCUGCUGUGCGAUCAGUGCUUUCCCAAUGAAAUCCAGCUACGCUUUCAUGCUUCGACACACAAGAAACAAUUCACCUGCAGUGUUUGUGGAGACGCUUUUCACGUUGAAUUUCUCCUUGACAGACACAUACAGACCGUCCACCAAGGAGUUGCGACACCGUCACCCUCAAUUCACCCUUUUAUCGGGCAGCAACGAAACAGCAGUCCACAACCGCAAACAGCCAACGUGUCGCCAAAAACAGGAACACACCAAAAUGAAGAAGCUCAGAAUCUUUGCACAAAGAGAUCUCCCAGCGAAACAAAUCGUGGUGAUCCGACUCAUCCAGAACAAAAUCAACUAAACAUUCCAUCCUCUACAUCUACUAUAUCUCCACCAGCAUCAACACCAGCACCAUCGAAAUCCCCCGUAUUGGGAAGAUCUGACUAUCGCUGUGAUAUUUGUGACAUCGUCUGUUCUACAGAAUCAGGUCUUGCUGCACACAGAAAACAGGCUCACCACAUAAGGCUGCACAAAGACCACAAAUGCAACAGUGGACCAGCAUCUUCUGUCAGUGUCAGCCUGUUCUGUGCUUACUGCAAUGAGUCCUGCAAGUCGAGAAGUGACCUAGAGAAUCAUAUGAAAGCUCACACUGCAACGUCUAGCAAGCACAAAUGCAAUAUCUGUGAUGAGAUCUGUCCAUCUGCAACGACUCUUGCUGAGCACAAACUUACGCAUUGCAAGGUUAUUUCUGGAAGUACGUGCAUAGUGUGCAGGGUGCAACUUGCCAACGAAGAACAGUUUCUUAGUCAUAUCCAACAACAUAACACAUCUUCCAACACAAAUGGCAACGGUCUUCCUGUUCCUUGCGUUGUUUGUCGACAAACCCUCGUCGUGGACGUCGAAGUGCGAAUGCAUGCCAAGUUCCAUUUAAAGAACGCUACUCUAGAACCAACCCUCGGUGCUCCAGCCCCUUGUUGUGUAUGUUCCAGAAUGUUUGAUCCAGGAAAUCUCAUCAUUCGGGCAUCGGGAAAAGUCUCCGAUAACAUGCCACCCCAUACCUACAUGUGUAAAGACUGUUUUCAUUCCAAAGGUGAAGUGGAACCAGGUGUUCCAAGGUGUGGUGAAUGUGGUGUUAAAUUCGAAACAUUCGGUGAGUUGGAUAGUCACCGAAGAACUGCCCAUCAUCAAAGGAAUGACAAAAAGACUUAUCAGUGUAUCAAAUGCCAAAUGUCUUUCGAAUCCGAAGCAGAUAUACAAGCUCACGUGACGUGUCAUGUGCUUCAUGAAGGAACUCAGCAUGAAUGCAGGCUAUGUCAUGAGAUCAUGGAUUCGCCUUCCAAACUUCAGUGCCACUUAAUUGAACAUAAUUUUGAAGGAAGUUCUCAUUUUACUUGUUACAUAUGUGCAGCUGUCUUCACAAAUUCAUCCCUCCUCCAACGCCAUAUGGUAGAUCAUGGUCUUGAUUCUCGCCCUUAUGACUGCUCAGAAUGUCGCCAAAAAUUCUUCUUCCGGGCCGAAUUAGAGAAUCAUUCUUACAUUCAUCUGUGGGAAAACGUGAAUCGCCUUCAAUCAGCAAACUCAUCAUUAAAAGGUAAUGGAGAGAGUUCUCGACGCUUGUUUGAAUGCCAACUAUGCCCUAGUGUUUUCGGAAGUUCUUUAGAUCUUGCAAAACAUCAGCGAAUCCACGAAAAGAGCUAUAAGCAUACGAUAAGUAGUCGUUUAACUGUUUCCUGCCCUACUUGUGGAAUGGAAUUUUCAUCAAUAGAAGAAUUAAGAAAUCACGUAUUGCUGCUGCACCCUACAACGUCUGACGAGGGCAUCUUCAAUCUUAAGCCAGACAAAGUCGAGCAAGAUCUAUACAAGUUUGAUGAAGACAGUCUAUCAAAUGAUAAACUUCCUUUAAAAACUAUCAUCAAAAUAGGAAAAGAAAAGAAAUCAUUCGAAUGCCCUGUAUGUAAGAAAAAGUUUACAAGGAAAGAAAACCGAAAAUUGCAUUUAAAAUCUCACCAUCAAAAUGUUGCUCCAAAGACAUAUUCUUGUCCGGACUGUGGAAAGAUUUUCUUGAAACGUCUGCAAAUGAAGGAGCACAUGAGGACGCACAUAACAUCCACGACGCACCGCUGUGAAAUUUGUGAUGAUUUCCUACCAUCUUCAGUGACGCUGAAGCAACAUCUGAAAGACAUCCACGAUCGUAAAUUUGACUAUUCUUGUAUUGUCUGCGAAGAUUUGUUUGACGACGAAAAGCAACUUGAGGAUCACCAAGUGACGGAGCAUCGACCAAACAUUCUGGAACAGCAAGAAUCCUCCUUAACGAUUCCCAAAACUGAAAUUCAAUCACUACCGCCUUCUCCAGAGCCUUCCUUAUCCGACGAAACUCUUCCAAAAUCAGAAUCGGAAACAUUCCAGAACACUUGCAAAGUUAAAAAUGAACCGCCACCAGAAGAUAUGGAAUAUGAGUGUCCCGAAGAAAGCUCAACCUUAACUGCUGAAGUAGCAGCUUAAAAUAGAUUGCUUUUUGUACUGUGGCAAAAUUAUUGUACUAUAUUUUGUACUCGUUUCGAACAAUACAAAUACGCAACCCCUGCAGGGUAAAUAUUUGAACGGAUACCGAUUAUAAGGUUUUGGGGUCUGGUGGUGAAAAGGAUCUGAUUAGCUGCCAAUCUCGAAAUAAAUUUGGGGGAGGGGCUGAUUGUUUUUCAGUACGGACCUGCUGUUCUUUUAGGGGUAAACUGUGCAUUGAGGGAAAAGUUUUGGACAAGUUUGCCUCCAAGAAACGUGACAGUUUAAAGGUUAGUAUAAAUGCGGUGCUUAUAAAUCCAUGACACUAAUUUUCAAGCCGUCCUAUCGAUUCUUGAAAUCUAAAUUAUGUCAGUGCCAAACUCCCGUACCAAUCUCCAUACUUUGUUUUUUUUUUAGUUUAAACUGAAAUUUACUUGAAUAAAAUCACAGUACUUAUAACUUAUUUGCAAUUAUAUUUUAUUUAACAGCCUUAUAAUUUAACAAAGACGAACAUCAAAAAAAAAAGAAAUCUAUAUGGUACUACUUCAACACGAACUCUUAAGUAUCAUAAUUGUCCCGAAGCAACUGCUUUUAACAACUGCAUGAUUCGAUAAUUACUUUAUCGAAUUAUCUCAGUGUAAUUCGGCUGCAUUUAUGCAAUCAUAGCAGACUUGGUAAGACAGAGCUCUCAGUGGUUUCUAUUUCACUUUUAUCAAGAGUAAUUUAGUAGUGCUAAAUAUUGGUGCUAUUUAUUUAAAAAAUCAAAACUUCAAAGUAAUACAUUUAAGAUGAAUUUGUUUUGUACUAUUUCAUACUACCUUAAUAAAUUAAUAUACACCUAUACUAAGAAUAAACCCCAUAUAGUUCAUUGACUGAAACUUCUUUCUUCAAAAAAAUUAAAUAAACAUUUUGUUCAGUUAAGUCUUUUUUAGCAACAUUUUUUAAGCCAAUAAUUGACUAAUGAUUCGAUUUUUUCACUUGUAAUUACUAUUAAAUGUAAAAAUUUCUAUUUUGAACUUAUGUUAAGUGUAAUAAAAACUAAUUAUCAUUUUUAAAAAAAAUGCUUAGUAGAAAUAUUGUCAUAGAUUUGACAUUCGUUAAGAAUAAAUUUUUUUAUUCACCAACUUUUUCAAAAAAAUUUAAUAAAAAUAAAGCAGGAAUG
Molecule: messenger RNA, 6292 nt
Organism: Parasteatoda tepidariorum (common house spider)
Lineage: Eukaryota; Metazoa; Arthropoda; Arachnida; Araneae; Theridiidae
Product: zinc finger protein 521
Molecular function (GO): zinc ion binding; nucleic acid binding
Source: RefSeq, a predicted model, not a curated record